AUGAAGCGCAGCCGCAAAAGCCAGGAGGCAGCGUCUUCCAAGGCCGCGGCGAGGAUUGCAGAGGAGCAGAACCUCCUGCGGCUCACGACCGAGGGCCCCAGCAAUGUGGAUAGCAAGGACUUCUGCGGGGCCUUUGCCGCUCUGGGCCUCGACAACUCCUGGGACCCGGCGGCCUUCAAGAAGGGCUUCAAGAUCCAGAUCCACACGCUCACGGACGAGCACAUGGUGUUCGACAUGAUCGGCAUCGACCCUCCCUUGGCCAACGCCUUCAGGCGGAUCCUCAUCGCCGAAGUGCCCACUGUGGCCAUUAGCCGGGUGACCAUCUACCAGAACACUUCCGUGAUCCACGAUGAGAACCUGGCGCACAGGCUGGGUCUGGUGCCCAUCAAGUUUGAGCCGAACCUCCUGGAGGUCAAAACCUCGGACGCGGACUUCACGGAGAAGGACAGCAUUAUGUUCCAGCUCCAUGCUAAGUGCCCGCAAGGCCAAAAGAAGGUCUCGGUGUACUCCCGCGAUCUGCGAUGGAAGGAGCUCUCGGCAGACCAGCUCACCGCGCUUCAGGCAAUCUGA
Molecule: messenger RNA, 570 nt
Organism: Effrenium voratum
Lineage: Eukaryota; Dinophyceae; Suessiales; Symbiodiniaceae
Source: the annotation of a GenBank genome assembly